Messenger RNA from Penicillium robsamsonii, 1146 nucleotides. RefSeq names its product CorA family magnesium transporter. NCBI's taxonomy places the organism in Eukaryota, Fungi, Ascomycota, Eurotiomycetes, Eurotiales, Aspergillaceae. The record is from RefSeq and is a predicted model, not a curated record. Gene Ontology annotation, molecular function: magnesium ion transmembrane transporter activity. Gene Ontology annotation, biological process: mitochondrial magnesium ion transmembrane transport. Bases 1 to 1146 code for a protein of 381 amino acids. Gene Ontology annotation, cellular component: mitochondrial inner membrane. The transcript has a single exon.
AUGAAACAGCCCAAGAUCCAGAAUAUCCCCCGCAGACGGGGAAUCAUCACGCUGCCCAAUAAAUCCCAUCAUGUGAUACAUGAGCAUGACAUGGAAAAGGAAGCUUCUUUUAAUCAAAACGUCUUCAACUUGUCUCUUGCUCUGUCGCAAAGCCGCAUAAAUGAUGCGACGGAGUUGCGCUGCAUGGUCUUGAGUGUUGAUGGGUCUGUCACAGAACCUGAAGUUCGAGCAACUAGGGAUGAUCUUGCUAAAAGGUGGGGAUUGGAUGGCCGCGAUUUGCGUAACGUGGAUCUUGUCUCAGAGGGAAUCCCCCAUUUGAUGGUCCGUCCAUCAGUCAUCUUUAUCAGCAUGUUCACUUUACGACUCCUGGUCCGCGCAGAUGGAGUUCUUCUUUUUCUUCUCCCAAUUGAGGAUUGCCACGUGAAGGUGCAGGAUGUUUUUAUGACAGACCUGCAGGGUCGGCUCAAACCCAGUCCUGGCUCUGGCCUUUUGACAAAACUCCCAUAUGAGCUACGUGUGGUAGAUGCAGCGCUUGCCUCUGUGAUUGCAACACUUGAAGCCGAGCAUGUUCUCAUCCGCCGCGAAGUCGAAGACAGCUUGCGUGAUUCAACAAGAGAAGAUGUUGUUUACUCCGUUCUCCGCGGUUUGCAGGAUCACAGGAAAAGGCUCGUGGCCAUUGAACAGCGUGCCCACCAAUUCCGCUCGGCGCUACGGGAAAUCCUCGAAACUGAUGAAGAUAUGGCGAGCAUGUACUUGACGGAUAAGUGUACAGGUUACCCACAUGAGGUAGAAGAUCACCUAGAAGUGGAAUAUCUCCUCGAGGCAUAUUACAAGAACACAGACGCGAUCGCGCAGUCUGCCGGUGCUUUGCUGGGCGAUUUGGAGCGCACGACAGAAACCAUUCAGUCGAUCUUGGAUGUGCGACGAAAUCAGAUCCUGGUCUUCGAGGCUCAACUGGAGAUCUGUAUGUUGGGAUUUGCUGUGUCAACUUUUGUGGCGGGUCUGUUUGGAAUGAACGUGGCGAACUUCUUUGAAGAGAGUACAUCGGCAUUUGCAAUCCUUGUUGGAGCGUGUGUGAUGGGAACGGUCACCAUCGCGAAGUAUGGCCUGUGGAAACUCAAUAAAUUCCGGAAAUUGCGGUUUUAG